AUGGAAAAACCAUUGCAUGUGUUUUUGUUGAUACUUAUGCUAUAUGUUCUUCAAUCCACAUUGGCAACUAAGUUUUCAUCUUCACGUGAAUCAUUGGCACAUGAUGACGAGUGCUCUAUGUUAUUCCAGUUCAAGGAGCACAUCUCUAUAAACCAAUCUGCAUCCUCUGAUCCUCAUGCUUAUCCAAAGGUUGCUUCAUGGAAGCUCAACACGAGCGAUUGUUGCUUUUGGGAUGGGAUUGAAUGCAGUGAGAAAAGCUCAGGUCAUGUGAUAGGUCUUGACUUAAGUAGCAGCUUACUUUAUGGCCCCAUUAAAUCCAACAACUCUCUCUUCAACCUCAUCCACCUUCGAACCCUAAACCUUGCAGAUAACGAUUUCCAAUUCUCACAAAUUCCAUCUGGAAUAGGACGUCUCUUGCAUUUAGCAAAUCUAAAUCUCUCCUAUUCUCUUUUCGGUGGUCAAAUCCCGAAUGAAAUCACACAACUUACCCAAUUGGUUUCCUUGGAUCUAACUGGAAACCCAUUAACGCUACAAGCUUUUAGCUUCAAAAACCUAGUUCAAAACAUAACGGAUACUCUGAGAGAACUCAUUCUCUCAGGGGUCAACAUAGAUUCUGAGGUGCCUGAUAUCUUCACCAACACCUCUUCCAUAACAUCACUCGUUCUUAGAGAUUGUGGGCUUAGGGGUGAAUUCCCAACAGGUAUAUUUCAUCUACCAAUGCUGCAACAUCUUGACAUGCGUGGUAACCAUGAUCUUUCUGGUUAUUUACCAAAGUUUCAUGCUAAAAGUCAACUUAAAGAUCUGAUUCUCGCUGAAAAAAAUUUCAUGGCAUGCUACCGACGGCCUCUUCCUGGAUCAAUCGGCAACCUAACACAACUUACACUUUUGAGGCUCGAUCAUAAUAGGUUUUGGGGGCGUAUUCCGUCUUUGGUCAGCCUAUCAAAACUCAGUUAUCUGAUACUUUCCUCCAAUGAAUUUGACGGAAGGAACCUCUCUGAAUGGCUUGGUAAGCUUCCAAACCUCUUACAUUUGGACCUUAGGCUUAACAAUCUAAGCUGUGAGAUCCCAUCAUCUAUUGGGAAUCAAACACAACUUAGACAACUUUACCUCAACUACAACAACAUGGUUGGUGAAAUACCAUCCUCACUUGCGAACCUAACACACCUUACAGACCUGAUCCUCGGGUUUAAUGACUUCACAGGCCGAAUUCCCUCUUUAGAAAGCCUCUCAAACCUCAACGUUUUGUACCUCUCCCUCAAUAAUUUUGAUAGAUGGAAGCUUCCUGAUUGGAUUGGUAAGCUAAAUAAGCUUACUUAUUUGCAACUUGUUGCUGUCAACCUGUAUGGUGAGAUCCCAUCAUCAAUUUUUAACUUGACCCAAGUUGAAGAUUUAUUACUCUCAUCGAAUCAAAUUGAUGGUCGGGUCCCACCUUUUCCAAGUACCAUAACAAAGCUAACGAGCUUAAUCCUUCAAAACAAUCAACUGAAAGGCCCCAUCCCAAGGUCAUUGCUGAAUCUCCAAAAUCUAGAAGCAAUUGUGUUGAAUGAUAAUAACAUCAACACCACAGUGGAGGUUGACAUUUUCCUUGGUCUCAGGAAUCUCAAGCUUCUCACUCUAGGGGGAAAUAGAAUCACACUUUCUGUCAUGACCAACAUUACCAGUGACAUGCUACCAAAGUUUGAAAUCUUAAAGUUGGAAUCCUGUAACAUGAAAGUCUUCCCUGACUUUCUUAGAUUUCAAGAUCAACUGCAGGAAGUGUAUCUCGAUAACAAUAAAAUUGGUGGGCUAAUACCCGAGUGGAUGUGGAAUGUUAGCAAAGAAACACUACAAACACUUUCUCUUUCCAAAAAUUCCUUAAUUGGUUUUGAGCAGCAUUGGCCAGUUCUUCCUUGGGUUGGUUUACGUUUAUUAGACCUGAGUCACAAUAUGUUGCAUGGAUCGAUCCCAGUGCCAUCAUCAACCACCAUGAACUAUUUGGUAUCAAACAAUAAGUUGUCUGGCAAAAUUCCUCCAUCCAUAUGUGAUUUGCACUCUCUCCAUUUGCUUGAUUUGUCGUUUAACAACAUUAGUGGCUCAAUUCCUCCAUGCUUGGAGAAACUAAAUAGUUCGUUGUUAGUGCUGAAUCUUAGGGGUAACACUUUACAAGGAACCAUUCCCAAUGCUUUCAGUAAUGGAAGCAAGCUUCUAAUGAUCAAUUUAAGUGAAAAUCAAUUAGAGGGAAAGAUACCAAGAUCAUUGGAAAACUGUGCGUCACUCCAGAUCCUUGAUCUUGGAAAUAAUCGCAUGGAAGACAUGUUUCCCUUCUGGUUGGGAGCACUUUCAGACUUACAAGUUCUCAUACUUCGGUUCAACAAAUUUCAUGGUGCUUUAAAGAUACCAAGUAAAACCAGCUCCACAUUCUCAAAGUUACGCAUCAUCGACCUCUCAUUUAAUUCAUUUUCUGGUGAUCUGCCACAUCAGUACUUCCAGGAUUGGUCAGCAAUGAAGGAGACAAAACAAAAUGCAGCAUAUAUGCAAGCAAAUGUUGAUAUUUUGGGGGAAAGGUACAUCUGGUUAGGAAAUUAUUCAUACUCGAUGAAUAUGACUAACAAAGGUGUAAAGACGGAGUAUGAGAAAGUUUUGAAUAUCUUUAUAGCGGUUGAUCUCUCAAGCAAUAAGUUCCAGGGGGACAUUCCAGAAGCCAUUAAAGCCCUUAGUAAUCUUCAGUUGCUCAACCUUUCCAAUAAUGAGCUUUCUGGUACCAUUCCAUCAUCCAUGGGGUACUUGACUAAUCUUGAAUCAUUGGAUCUUUCUAGUAACAAACUCUCUGGAAAGAUUCCUCAAGCGCUAGUACAACUGAAUUUUCUCGCAUUCUUAAAUGUAUCCUUCAACAAACUCAUUGGCCCCAUACCUCAAGGUGGACAGUUCAAUACCUUUCUGAACAUGUCUUACAUGGGAAAUUCAGCACUUUGUGGUGACCCUUUAUCUAAGGAUUGUGGGGAUCCAAAAGUAUCAGAGCGUCCAACAAUCUCAUCAGCUGAAGGUUCUUGGUCUGACUUCCCAAGUGGAUUUGAUUGGGUUUUUAUUGUUUCAGGAGUUGCAAGUGGUCUAGUGAUAGGGGUUCUUUUUGGAGGCCAUCUAACCACAGAAAGACAUGGUUGGGAUUACACUGGAUACAACCUUUUUACAGAUUUGUUCUUGUUAUCAUCUUUGCUUUUGAACAUUUCAAUUUCCCAAAUUUUGGGAAGGCAUAUCCAGAUAACUUUAAAUGGAAGGGGCUUUCAAAGACACCUGACAAAUAAAGUGGCUUUACAAGACUUGUUCAGGUUCUUUCAAUUGCAAUUUAUAGAACUUAUAUUUGUGGCAAAGAUUUAUCUUUUUUCUCCUUUUGUCUUAUUGGGGUUGUAUGCUUUGAAGCAGUCAGAUGCUUGUUGCUUAGGCAUUGCUAUUUAUGUUAGUGAAGAUGCAAGAUCUGUUUCUUUACGUGAGUAUGGCACUGCACCUGAUAUUAAGGUUUUCUUCAUGCAAGUCAAUAAUGGGAUUCUAAUAAAGAGUUGGUUUAAUAAUCCAUCCCAUUGUGCAUUAAUUACACUUCUGCCCUUCCUUGAGACACUAGCAGAUGCCAUUCCUAUAGCCAACACAGGAUUCUGUAGCAAAGACAUUGAAAAUGCUAGAGGAGAAGAUUCAUGGACGGAAAUUUAUGUGCUUGAUAUGCCUGCUUAUGAGGCUUGA
Lactuca sativa (garden lettuce) is the source of this 3711-nucleotide messenger RNA. The record is from RefSeq and is a predicted model, not a curated record. Lineage: Eukaryota; Viridiplantae; Streptophyta; Magnoliopsida; Asterales; Asteraceae.